This is a messenger RNA of Tigriopus californicus, 2768 nucleotides long. RefSeq lists its product as uncharacterized. The record is from RefSeq and is a predicted model, not a curated record. NCBI's taxonomy places the organism in Eukaryota, Metazoa, Arthropoda, Copepoda, Harpacticoida, Harpacticidae. Gene Ontology annotation, cellular component: mitochondrion. The transcript has 3 exons. The coding region runs from base 502 to 2655 and encodes 717 amino acids. Gene Ontology annotation, molecular function: D-arabinono-1,4-lactone oxidase activity; FAD binding.
AAAUUUGGAAACCUCGAGAAUAAAUGUUUGAAUUCAACCGACUGCCAACCAUUUUUUUCCGAUUUGCUUCUCAGCACAUUCAUUCUCGUUGCCUUUUAUUAAUCCUACGUACUGUACACUGAUACAUCUACACUCGCCGAGUUCGAGAUCGUUCUCCUUUGGUAGGUACACUUGCACUCACAGAAAAGUUUCCUUCCCUGCGAAGAGCAUGCAUGCUCUGAAAAGAGCCCAGGCCAGACAGUUCAUAAACAAGAGUCCAAUAAAGUGAAGAGGAUGUACGUAGAAGGAAGGCGUGUUCUCCCUCAGUUCACACGAUGUUCUAACUUGCGCAGUCGUACGUACAUUGCACCGGACCAUGGUGGCAUGCUUGAUACGCCAGAGCAAAUCCAGGUACACGACCAUCAACAAUUGAAAAUGUAUCCACUGUCAUGCAUUCAAAUUCGAAUGUGAGUUUAUGAAUACGCACGGAAGGCCUUCGAUUAUCACACAUCCGCUGAGACAAUGUCAAACUCAUUGGCUGGUCUUUGUGGGAAACUUUGUCCUUCUGAAAAGGUCACUCCUCAGAAGGACGAAGAAAUGGCCAAACGCAACCAGUCAAACGUGAGCCAAGCCUUGAAACAGCCAGCCGCAAUUAUCAGUAAUGUCGUCAAGAAAGACAUUGAGGAGGAACAAAAGAACGAGAAGGACCUGGAGACAAUUAAACCAUCCCGAGGGCAUCGAGAAAGGGCCAAGAGUUAUGUGCAAGGAAAACUGCAACGACUUUACGUGAAACUCUUGGAUGAGCGAUAUUUGAAACACAAGUCAGUGGAGGAUGUUCUCAAGAAGAUCUUAAAGAACCUUCUGAGAGCCAUGGAGGCCAGCCUUCAGAAUUGGGUCAUUGGCUUGGGCAGGAUCUUUGGUAAGAUCAUCUGUCAUUUGAACCCUUUACCCGAUUUGACCUUGUUGUCCCUGAGUGCCAACGACAUCUCGAUUGACGUGCUUCACGUGAAGGAGGAAACUUUUUUGAACUAUGGCGAGACGGUCCGAAAUGUUCCCAGAUACAUGUUCUUUCCCAAUACGUUCCAAGAGCUCCAACAGGUGGUCCAUUUCGCCAAGGAUCAGGGGAAACGGGUACGAUGCUGCGGGAUGCGCCACUCUUGGACGCCCGUCUUUGCAGAUGAUGACGAGAUCCUGAUCAGUUUACUCCCUUUGGACGUCACGGAUACUUUAACUCAUGUUCGAAGCAAACACUCAAUGGCGAAAAUGUUGGACAACUGGAAAUCCGAAAUGAGAUUCAUUCAGUUCUUGCGGGAGCUUCCAACUGAGGAGGGCACCAAAAGGAAAGCAGCUGUGCGACUGGGUUCAGCACUGACCAAUUUAGAGCUCUUGAAAUGGUCAUUGGAGAACAAGUGGACCUUGCCGUGGGAUAUCAUUGCCGUUAUGAUUACAUAUGGUGGCUCCAAUGCCAUGAUUUGCCACGGUGCCGGGAUACAGUCUCGUUCAUUGUCGGACCUAGUUCUGGAAAUGGAAUUCGUUAACUUUCUGGGUGAAAUCCAAACUGUGAGUGAUCCGGAGCUCCUUCGAUCAGCGGCCGGAUGCUUUGGCCUCCUCGGGAUUGUGACGUCCUUAACUCUUAAAUUAGAUUACAUGACGUAUGCCGAAUGGAUGCCAAGAAAGACUCCAAUGUGGAAAUCUAUCCCUAAGCCUGGAACAGGUCUUGUGGAAGAAGAACUGCGCUUAAAGAAGCUAUGUGAGGAGUCCUACUAUGCCGAAUUCUUCUGGUUUCCGGCCAAUGGUAGCACAGAGGGAUACUGGGAGAACUGUUGGAGAAACGAUGGCCGCGAGGAGGACUCCCAACCACUCAACGAUCAAUUGUCUUCGGAUUAUCAAGUUGCUUCCACUUUUCUUUUCGACCUCUGCACUGACGUGCUAGUGCCGGCCAUGGAAAUCCUUCACGAUCUUGACGCGAAUAAGGAAAUCGUGAAAUUGGUUCGGAAAGUAUAUUCAAGCACGGUCAGCAAGGCGGGUGUGGGUGCCUUGCCCGAAUCUGAGAUCCCUCUCAUAACCCCUUUAGUGGAAGCUCUUCAUUUCCGCCAAGGUUUUCAUUACAUUUCAGUGCGAGAAAUGGAGCUUUCAAUCCCGAUUCCAAGUACAAAAGAUGGCGAACCUGAUUGGAGUAUCGUACAACGAGCUUGGUGGGAUGCCAUAGAGAUCAUUGACAAAAGUUACCUCGAACAUAAAUUUGCCUGUGAUAUGACCUUGGAGAUGCGGGUGAUGGGCUCCAGUGACUCCACUUUGGCACCGUAUCGCGGAAACAAGAACGGAACAGUUUGUAUUGAGCCUGUGUCAACCUCAGUGGUCCCCAAUGAUGUAUGGGAAGACUUUAAGGUGGAGAUGGCAAAUAAGUGGAGCUCGUAUGUGGAUGCGGAUGGAACUCCGCUCCGAAUGCGGCCUCAUUGGGCCAAAGAGAAUCCUAGAACAGUCUUUUUCGACGGCCAAGUUUAUACCGGGACCGAUUACCUUAAAAUGAUCUACACAGACGAGAUUCAAGAGUUCGCAACUCACUUGAACACCAUAUGCCAAGCGGGUGGUUAUUCGUUAUCGCAAGUGAAAUCACUUUUCAGUAACUAUUAUCUUGAUAAUGUAUUCGAAAAAAUGUGGGCCGAACAACAAUAAACAUAUUUUUUUUAAAUACUGAAGUAUGGAAGAUCCUCGUUUCUGAAAGUGCUUUGGUUCGCUCCCGCCCGACUGGCCAUGGGAUUUGGGGUGCGUGUCACAUCCGGUGAGAC